GUUAUUGGCAACCACCCUCAGCCAAUCAGAAUCGUUUCCUACAUCAGUGCAAAAAAUGUCAUCUUCUCAGUUCAACUGCUUUGAAUUUUCUUGAUUUGAAGGGAACGCUAGAGUGCUUGAUUCUGCUCUUUCAACAUUCGUUGCUCCAAAAUGUCAAGAGUAAUCAUCUGGAUAUUUUGUUUCCUACUGUUGGAGUUUUCAGCUGAUAUCUUAGAAGCGUCAGCGGUACCAUGGUACAACGAGGCAGAUCAUUACUGGAACAUGAACCAAAUAUUCUACGGAUUUUCAUACGAUGCUCCACAACGAGUGGGCGUAGAACAAUGGCAUGCACAUGUGAUAGGAAGUGAAGUAACCUCAUCACCACCUAACCUUGGUAUACGAAUGUAUGAAAGCUAUUCCCGGAUUAACCUUGGCUCUCACCACAAUUCUUGCUUCGUCGACGUCGCCUUUUGCUCCAAUGGACUUAGUAUUGCAUUCUGGGUCAAAGGAAACAAAGGCAGCAAGCAUCAAGAUCUUUUAGUCUUUGGAGGACCGCAUCGCGGUAUUAGUGUUGUAAAAACCAAAGAUGGCAUUCUAGAGACGAAUAUUAGUAGUAUGAAAAUGAAUAAGACAUGGAUGGUGUCUUCUCUUGGUAAAGUGUUAGAGCCGUGGGCGUGGCAUCACGUGGGUAUUACCUGGAAUUCGUCUGCUGGGCUCAGUUUGUAUCUUAAUGCCACAAGAGUUGUGAGCAACACCUCUGCUGUACCACUUAACGAAACAAGCCCUGCACCCAGCUGGUCCAUGCAUGUAGGAAGAAACAAACAUGCUGAUAUAGCAAUAGAUGAAUUGGUCUUGUGGUCUCAUGUAGUUAGUAACGAUACAAUAACGAAGGCCUUCGAGUACAAGACAGGUAUCACAGCCAGCAACGUCGGUUGUGGAUCUAGAUGGAUCGCACAUCUGCAGUUCUGUUACCUCUCAUUCAACACAUUAACAUCAUGGGACACCGCCCACACUUCAUGCCAAGUGCACUCGUCUGGUCUCCUCAGUAUCGUCAGCGCAGAAGAGGAUGACUUCAUACGGAACAGGAUGUCAGGCUCCACGCCCUGCAUCCAUCUGGGUCUAACAGUGAGACAAGAGGCAUUUGUUUGGACAGAUGAUUCGGUCUGGAGUUUCUCUAGACUGGGUCAUCAAGGGAACAUCACUGUCAAUGAUAGUAACCAAUGCGUGUACAGAAACAUGACAGAUAGCUUGUGGUAUACUAGUGAUUGCCAGAGGAUGUGUGGAUAUGUUUGCAAGACAUAUAGAGCCGGUGUUUUUAGUAACGCUGAAUUUCAAUGUCAUGCGAACCAACUACACAAAGGUAUGUCGGGAUAUCGACUUUCUGUAGUCAAAGUACGAAGCCAAGUAGAGUGCGCCAUGGAAUGUCUGAUAUACGGUUUGGGAUGCUUAUCAUACAAUUACCAGAGAUACGACAAAGGGUACUCAGAACAAUUCGAUGAGCACUUGUGUGAGCUAAAUGGGUCUAGUAAUCAUGUGCAUCUGGUUGAUAUGGAUGGCUAUCAGUAUUGUGAGAGGAAAUAGUCUAUAUACAACACAGGAUACCCUGAAGAAUUAUAUAAGCACUUGUGUGAGCUCAAUGGGUCUAGUAACCAUGUGUACUUGGUUGAUAGGGAUGGCUAUCAGUAUUGUAAGAGGAUAUAGCCUAUAUACAAAACAGGGUACCCAGACCGAGCACUUGUGCUGUCGGAGCGGCUCUCGUAAUCAUGAGCACCCUUUACGGUGGCCCGAGGAAUGAUCUCAGUUAGAAAUUCGAAAGUCAGUCGCAAGAUAGACUGUAUGGAUGCAGUUCGAAUUCACUCCGUUCUUGAAAAAACAAACUCAAUCAUCUUCUACGUGGAACCCAGUUUGGUGCUAUUUUUUCAUUAACAAUAGAAAGAAUAGAUUCUCUGGACGAAAAGCAAAUGUUCAUUUGUAACGAUUAGCAAAACGACAUGGAGUCGAAGAGGCCGAAUGCCAGCAGACAUGACGAAUCCUUUCAUAAAUCAGUCAAAAUGAAAAACUACAGCUUUAAAGAUAAAACAUUUAUCAAUUUAAUGACUAUUUAUAUAAAAACACUUUCAUAUUCACACUAUAAUACUCAUUAAGUUAAAUAAUCGUGUAUAUAGCACUCCUAUGUGACCUUACCCUACCCCUGUUAAGAACAGACGCAUUGGUCAUUAUUUUAUAAAAAUAAUUAUCUUAUAAUCUAUAUGAAUAGCACGCUUAGAAAGAGUUUAAAAUCUGUUAUAAGUAAGUAGUAAAAAGACUAAUAAUGUAAAGCAUAUAGACCUUUAUCGUGAGUAGUAGCUUAUCAUUAAAUGAAAGAAUAACAAGUUGAAUGGUGAAGGGCGCCUUUAGAAGACGUAAUGUUAUAAAAAAGAUUAUUAGAAUGAUAAAAGAAGAUUUAGAAUCUAUAUAAAAUUGUUAUUAAAAGUCAAUGCGGAUGUAUCGUAAAAACGAUUGAGUUGAUAUAUUGUAUCAUUUGUGUAAAAUGUCGUUCGUAAUUACGAGAAAUGUGUUUCUGUGACAACUAGAGAUGUAACGCCACAGAAAUGUAACGCCAUAGAGAUGUAACGCCAUAGAUGUAACGCCAUAGAGAUGUAACA
Molecule: messenger RNA, 2624 nt
Organism: Actinia tenebrosa (Australian red waratah sea anemone)
Lineage: Eukaryota; Metazoa; Cnidaria; Anthozoa; Actiniaria; Actiniidae
Source: RefSeq, a predicted model, not a curated record